CCUCUCUCUCUGCCCCUUCCCCUCUCACUCUCUGUCUCCCAAAAAUAAAUAAAUGUUAAAAAAAUGUAUGUUAAAAAGAAAGGAGAGGCUACAGAAUAAAUUAAUGCAAACGUGGAGAAUUGACGUAUUUAUGGCAGAUAUUACUGAAGCACGUUAAAGAAAACAUCCCCCUCUAUCCAGUAAAAAGACUUAGUAUCUGCCAAAAUUAAGGAUGACUCCCAGCCCUGGAAGAUUGCACUUUUUUUUUUUUUUUUCCAUCAUGAGGAAACUAAUGUCAAGAUAUCAAUAGACAGGGAUAGGCCAAAAGAAUUUUGCUGUUCUCUUUAUGUGCCUAAGUUGCAAUGCCAGUUGAUAGUUGGAUAUUAUUUCUCCAGCUCCUGCCAAGGCAUGGCGAUGGGGGUCUUCAAUUAUCUCCCAUGUCUAGGACCAGAGCUAGCAAAGAGAGAAUGUGUUCUCACCUGUUUUUUGUUUUUGUGUUUUGUUUUGGGUUUUUUUUUUUUUUUUUGUUUGUUUUGUUUUUGUUUUUGGUGCUUUCCUCCAGGCGAGAAUUGUGGGCCUCUAGGGAAAUCCUACAAUUUUCUUACCCCAUGAUGGCACAAAAAGAAAGACACUUUGUCUAACAGGAAUCUUAAAAUGCAAAAAGUAAGUUCCAAGAGCGGAGACUCCUCAAAAGGAAUCUGAAAACUUCCCGUGUCUUCGUGAUUUGUAGAAAUAGGCCUCUUAUAAGACCUCCACCCACCACCCACCCAGACUCGUGCUAGCUAUCCCCUGAUUAAAAACAGAAGGCACUGGUUGUUAAUUCUUUCUGCUUCAGAGAAGGAGAAACCUAUCACAGGACUAUGUCAGCUCUGAAGUGUGGAAGAUCUUCCAGAGUCCCCUUCAAUGGAAACAAGCCGUGAAAAGGGUAAAUGACUGGCGUGCGGGUGACCCCGGCAGGGGCACGGGCCUCCUGGCUGCUGCGGCGCAGGGGCUUCUGGGGAUUGUAGUCCGCAGACUUUCCUGCGCAUGCGUUUUGGGCUCCGGCGGGCGCCGUGGGCGACCUUGUUUGGGGCGCUGAGUUCUGCGUUCUCGGGAUCCCACUCUUUCCAAGAGGAAGACAGUAUGGUUAAGUUCCGGGAAACUGUGACCUUCAAGGAUGUGGCUGUGGUCUUCACUGAGGAAGAGUUGGUGCUAUUGGACAAGGCGCAGAUACACCUGUACCAGGACGUGAUGCUGGAGAACUUUAGGAACAUUGUCUCAGUGGGAGACAGGAUUAAAGACAACAUUUCACAUCUUCAGGGAAAAGGGUUGAGUUAUCUCUCGCCAGAAGGGCUCUACCGCUGGCCGAUUUGGAAACAAAGGAUCAGUGAAUUAACUGGGAGUCAGGAGUGUAUCAUGACUGUUCAAGGAAAUUGUCCCCAGUAUUUAGAAGGAGAUGUUUUCCUCUCUGAAGAAUGGGCGGGAGUGUCUCUUCAGAUUUCUGGAAGUGAGAACUAUGUAAUAAAGGCCAUUAAUUUAGAAAAUCAAGAUGGCACAGCGUGGAAAGGCCCGACACAAGUCCUUACACCCGAGUCUUGGAAGGAAGCCCACAUGACUGAGCACCAGAAUUCUCAAGGACAAUAUGAGAGAAUUCACGUGGAACAGACACUGUAUGGAUGCGCUCAGGGUGAUGGCCACAUCAGUCAGACAUCACGGGGUCAUGGUGAUUCCCAGGAAUGUAAAGAAGAAGAUCCCUGUAGAUACACUGACUGUGGGAAGCACUUGGCAGUGAAGUCAACAGUGCAUAACGUAGUCCCUGUGGUACCACAACCUGUCAAAUGUAAUAACUAUGAGGUGGGAUAGAUAGAUGUUGCAGACCCUCUUGUCCAUCCCAGCACUCACGUAGGAGAACAGUCUUGUAGAUGGGACCAGUGUGGAAAGGACUUCAGUCAGAGCUCAGAUCUUGCUGUUCAUUAUAAAACUCAUUCAGAGGACAAAGCUUAUGAAUAUCAAAAGUGGGCUGAGGGCUGCAAGCAGAGCGCAGACCCUCCCAGAUACCAGAAGGGCCCCUCGGGAGACAAACCCUAUAAAUGUCCCGAAUGUGGCAAGGUCUUCGGGCACAACUCCUCUCUUCACAACCAUCACCGAGUCCACAUGGGGGAGAUGCCCUACAGAUGUGAUGUGUGUGGGAAGGGGUUCGGAUUUAGGUCCCUUCUUUGUAUUCAUCAGGGAGUGCACACAGGGGAAAAGCCCUACAAAUGUGAGGAGUGUGGGAAGGGCUUUGAUCAGAGCUCCAAUCUUCUUGUCCACCAGAGAGUCCACACUGGCGAGAAGGCCUACAAAUGCAGUGAGUGUGGCAAAUGCUUCAGUUCAAGCUCUGUUCUUCAAGUCCACCAGAGGCUGCACACAGGGGAGAAGCCUUACCGGUGUGGCGAGUGUGGAAAGGGCUUCAGCCAAAGCACACACCUUCACAUUCACCAGAGAGUCCACACAGGGGAGAAGCCCUACACAGGCAACGUGUGCAGAAAGGCUUUUGCCUACCGUUCAGUUCUUCACACUCAUCAGAGAGUUCACGCAGGAGAAAAGCCUUAUACAUGUGACGUGUGCGGUAAGGGCUUCAGUUACAGCUCAUAUUUUCACUUACAUCAAAGAGAUCAUACCAGAGAGAAACCGUAUAGAUGUGAUGAGUGUGGUAAGGGCUUCAGUCGGAAUUCAGAUCUUCAAGUGCAUCUCAGAGGCCACACAGGAGAGAGGCCCUAUAAGUGUAAGGAAUGUGGUAAGGACUUCAGUCGUAACUCAUACCUUCUUGCUCACCAGAGAGUGCAUAUGGAUGAGAUACACUAUGUGUAUCGUGAGGAUGGCCAGGGCUUUCGUUACAGCUCAGACCUUCUUACUCAUCAAAGACUGCACAAGAGGACGGAAACAUUCUCAAUGUAGUUAGUCAGGGUUCAAUCAGGAAACCAAGAAAGUCCAUGCACUGAAGGUGAUAGAGGCUUACUCGGCCAUUGGGAGGGCUGGGGCAGCAAAGGACAAGGACACUGUCACCCAUGAUGUCCUGAGGCACGGAAGCAGGGGUUCAUAAGAGCAUUCCAGAGAACUACUCUGGAUCUCAACAAUGUCUGCAAGACUCCCAUCAACUGUCGCAUGCUACAGUGGCAAAGUAAGUGAUAACUGACGGACGGACGGUUUGUGGCAAUGACAAUAAUUAGAGAUCAGAUUUCCAUGAGUGGAUAUGCCCAGGAAGGAAAUUAUAAUUGAGAUGAGUACACUGAGGCUUUCAGGCCAGCCAAAAUCUGUAGAUUUUUUAAAGAGUGUACCUGCUAGAAAGAUACUCAAAAUGAGUGCUCAGAAAUGAAACCCAUGUUAUUGUUAUUCGUGUGGUGAGAAUAUUAGUCCAUAUUCUCAGGUUUCCAAACCCAUAAGGUUCUCUACACAGCGAGGGGCUCUCUAGAAGUGAUACUUUAUGGGCACGGCUGUGUGUUCAUCUUGCUGGCUCCAUUUCUUGGUCACGUAAAGAGACUUCGUUUCCCAGAAACCCUUGCAGUUGAGAGCUGGUCCAUGUGAUACAGUUCCAAGCAACAGAGUACGAGCAAAAGUGAUGUAAGCUACUUCCAGGCCUGACCCUUACAGACAUCUUGUGAUGUCCUCCAGGCAUCUUUCCUAGAAAUGUUUCCUAGAGGCUGUUCCAGGCUGGAUUGGUGGAAGGUGGCUAUCUGAUCUGUGUUAGACCUUUUUU
Messenger RNA from Leopardus geoffroyi (Geoffroy's cat), 3694 nucleotides. RefSeq names its product zinc finger protein 285 (gene ZNF285). NCBI's taxonomy places the organism in Eukaryota, Metazoa, Chordata, Mammalia, Carnivora, Felidae. The record is from RefSeq and is a predicted model, not a curated record. Gene Ontology annotation, biological process: regulation of transcription by RNA polymerase II. The transcript has 6 exons. Gene Ontology annotation, molecular function: DNA-binding transcription factor activity; RNA polymerase II cis-regulatory region sequence-specific DNA binding.